UUCCCCAGUCUGUUCUGAACCUGGUAGCGGUAACAACAAACACAGUUGAUGAUGUUGCCACUUCGUAUACCUGCUGUGCUGUACCUUUUGGUGACCGUAUACCUCGCGAUCGACCCCGUGCACGGACAUGGAUACCUUAAGAAGCCUCCUAGCAGAAGCACCAUGUGGAGGUUUGGGUUCAACACACCAAAAAAUUACGAUGACAAUCAGCUCUUCUGUGGUGGGUUAGGGAAACAAAAAAGUCUGGGCGGGAAAUGUGGUUUGUGCGGGGAUGCGUACGACCAGCCAGCGCCGAGGGACAACGAGGCUGGCGGGAAAUACGCCAAAGGGGUCAUCUCGGAAUACUAUACCCAGGAUUCCGUCAUCGAGAUCACCGCUAAAAUAACAACCAAUCAUCUGGGCUAUUUCGAAUACCGCCUCUGUGAAAAUAAUGACAUCACAAAAACGAUUACGAGGGAAUGUCUGAAACAUUUGCUUGUAAACCCAGACACAGGAGAGACAAAGCACUACAUUGGGAAAACCAAAGAUGACAUUGUCACCAGACUUCAACUUCCAAAGGGUGUCACAUGUUCACAAUGCAUUGUGCAGUGGCGAUAUCACACAGAAAACCGUUGGGGGAAAGAUGAGAUUACUGGUAAAGAAUGUUUGGGAUGUGGGCCACAGGAAGAGUUCUAUGGUUGUGCAGACAUAGCCAUCACCAAUGACGGGCCGGUAGCUACCACACAAGCGACGCAACCACCAGCUACCAUGACGACCAUUCUAAAAUCAUCACCAGCAGCAGCAACAACAACAGAAUCAACCAAAACGACAGAUAAUAAACCACCACCAACAACACCGAGCUCCAAAUUGUCCUGUGUGGCUAUCGCCGCGCCGGCGGACGACAAUUACUGCAAUACUAACUGUAACCGGGCGCCGUAUCACUGCCCUGCCGAAUUUUGUUUAUGCAAUGGACCCGUGCCCACCGGCAAGGGACGCUUUAUCAAACUGUUACUAACUGGUAUCAUUAUGGAUUAAUUAUAAUUGAUCAUUGUUAACACGUGUUGUAAAGAGCAGAUAACUCUUCCACCAGGAGGGGACAAAAUCAUGUCAAUUAUUCUAACGGUAAACAUUUUUAUUUGACCUCCUGUUUUUAUUUAUUCAUAGUGAAUAUUGUAAAGUCGUUAGUAUGUAUUCCUGUUUGUGUACUGGUUAUGUUAAAUUGUAAAUAAAAUACUCUUUUGCUUAUCCAAA
Molecule: messenger RNA, 1230 nt
Organism: Pecten maximus
Lineage: Eukaryota; Metazoa; Mollusca; Bivalvia; Pectinida; Pectinidae
Exons: 3
Coding region: 49-1014 (321 amino acids)
Source: RefSeq, a predicted model, not a curated record